Molecule: messenger RNA, 735 nt
Organism: Mizuhopecten yessoensis (Yesso scallop)
Lineage: Eukaryota; Metazoa; Mollusca; Bivalvia; Pectinida; Pectinidae
Product: ribonuclease H2 subunit C-like
Exons: 3
Coding region: 52-471 (139 amino acids)
Biological process (GO): RNA catabolic process
Cellular component (GO): ribonuclease H2 complex
Source: RefSeq, a predicted model, not a curated record
CAAAAAAUAAUCAUGUUAUCUUGAACGCUUGUCAUAUGGCGGGAAAUCAAAAUGGCCACAUAUUUGACAGUUACCGGCGGAUUAGAAGAUGUUAAGCUUCAUGCAGUGCCUUGUCACAUUCAUUACGAUGGAAAAGCUAAUAUAUCACAAUAUUUUGAAUCCAACUCACGAAAAUCUGUUGAAGCUAUGACAGCCUCUUUUCGAGGUAGACCAUUAAAAGGGGAGGUAAUUAAUGUGCCUCAUGGCUACACUGGUCUUGUUGUCAAGGAGACUAGGAAAGCAGUGACAGAAGACGAGGACCGCCAUUUAACAACCAUCAAUAAAUUCAAGGAAAUAAACUACUGGAACCUGGACAGAACACCAUGUGAAGAUGAUAAGAUGAAGCAAGCUCUGCACUGGUUAGAUCUUGCUAAGGUGCUUCAUCAGCCCCUGGAAGAUGAAAGUAGUCAGAAGAGCACUGUGGGAAAUUGAUAUUUGUCAAAUUUAUGUGCCACAAUGACUACAGGAUAGAGUAUUCUCCCUUGACUUUACAUGUGAUCAGAAUCAAUUACUAUAACAUAUUGAGGAAAGUACAAAACAUCUUUAUGGUUAUUACAAAUGUACAUGAUACAAGUACAUUUUACCGAGUACAGAUUCCAUUGACAGGCUUUAUACAUUAUCUACAAUACAUUUUAUUUAACACCUUAUUGGUGGAAUAUAGUAUGAUAUUUGUAGUAUUAAAUUUCUAAUUAAGAC